AAUGCAAUCUUGGAUUAUUUUUUGAUUGUGCCACGCAAAGACUUCCCAACAAAGUAGGGAAAAGUUGGAAAAACUAAUUUUAAAGGCAAACUAAUAAUUUUUAAACCCAAUAAACAUUUCAUACGCGCUCUGCUGGAUAACUCUGUGAACUUUUCAGAAAAACAAAUAUAUUCGUUCUGCUCUAUAGCCAGAAAUGGGUUCAAGCCAUAGUAUAGAGGUACCGGGAGGUGGCACCGAAGGAUACCACGUACUAAAAGUGCAAGACAAUUCUCCUGGCCAAAAGGCAGGUUUGGAAGCCUUUUUUGAUUUUAUUGUUGCCAUUGCUGGCACUCGUCUUGAUCAGGAUAACGACAUGUUGAAAGAGUUACUACGUCAGAAUGUUGAUAAGCCUGUAAGAAUAACGGUAUACUCUAGCAAGACCCAAACUGUGCGAGAGUUGAUGUUAACUCCAAGUAAAACAUGGGGUGGUCAAGGUUUGCUGGGUGUCAGUAUACGCUUUUGUUCGUUCGAGGGUGCGAAUGAAAACGUCUGGCACAUUCUUGAAGUACAUCCCAACUCACCGGCUGAAAUCGCAGGAUUACGUGCAUAUUCAGAUUAUGUUAUUGGCGCAGAUGCUAUACGUCAUGAAAACGAUGACCUAUUUACUUUAAUUGAAACACACGAAAAUCAACCACUGAAAAUGUACGUAUACAAUAUCGAUGACGAUGCCUGCCGUGAAGUCACUAUUAAACCAAAUUCUAAUUGGGGCGGCGAGGGUGCAUUGGGUUGCGGCAUUGGUUAUGGUUACUUACAUCGUAUACCAGUACAGGCAGUGACAUCGGUCGCAAAGGCACCAACCACAAUCGAACCAGUAAACACAGCACCAAUUUCAACAAGCACCAUACCAACAACGUCGGCAGCCUCAACACCACUCAUCACACCAACACUGCCUUACGUCCCUCCUUUGACGAGCACUUUUAAACAAUCGCAAAAUUCUUUGUCAAAUGAAGGAUCAACGGAAUCCGCAGCUGGAGUUCCGCCGGCAACCACUUCACAACAACCGAGCGUUUUUCAAACAUACUUCAAUCCUGAAGCAGCAAGUAUAGCGGGUAGUAGCAGUUUUGAUAUAACAGCUGCGACAGUAAACCCUGUAAUCAACCCAAUUGGAGUAACCAAGGAUCAAAAGGGUACCGAGAGUACCGCCACAACAGGUGCCUUGUUUCCAGCUGCUGGUCCAAGUAUAUCGCAACCAUCUCAGUUCUAUGUUCCAAAUAUACCACCACCCAGCAAUUUGUUUAUUCCCGGCUCUAAUGAUCAACAACCAACAUCGUCUGCUAGCGUCUCUGGUAAUACCACAGCCACAGGAGCUACUCAGUUGCCAUAUCCACAGGUCACAUUACCACCACAAUUUGUUUCCACUGCGGCUACGGUACCAAUGUAUUCAAUGGCAUCUCAACAACAACAAUACAUGACCGCACCAGUACCACUGUCGUAUCCAGCUGCGCAAACGGUACCCACUUAUCCGCAAGUGCAACCAACAAGUGGACAUUAUCCGACACAGCCAACACCUAUGCCGCCACAAAUGUACGCACAGCAAACAUCGGCAGCGGCACCCCCUGCAGGUGUCCCACCAACAUCAGUGUCACAUAUGCAAGCAAUCCAACAAACAUUUGCUAAUUAGUUAUUCAUAAUAUGAAAAUUAUAUUUACCCUAUUUUAAAUCCGUUGUUUUAUGAUUAUUCGUAUAUAUGUAUGUACAUAUAUGUUUUAUGCUUUUGGCAAUUUGACUACAAACAAUUAGUAGUAUUGUAUUAAAUACGCAUUAUUGAAUGUAUAUGGCAAUGUGCAAAAUGUUACAAAAUUUGAGCGAAUCCUUAAUUGCAAUAUAGUAAGCAUAUGUAUGUAUGUAAUGGUAAAAGCA
Messenger RNA from Rhagoletis pomonella (apple maggot), 1899 nucleotides. It is a transcript of the gene Grasp65, whose product is annotated as Golgi reassembly-stacking protein 2. Gene Ontology annotation, biological process: Golgi organization. Gene Ontology annotation, molecular function: protein binding. Bases 194 to 1660 code for a protein of 488 amino acids. Lineage: Eukaryota; Metazoa; Arthropoda; Insecta; Diptera; Tephritidae. The record is from RefSeq and is a predicted model, not a curated record. Gene Ontology annotation, cellular component: Golgi apparatus. The transcript has a single exon.